GGUGGAGCAAAAAGAAAAGCGCCCAUUGGAUGUAAAGCAAAAACAAAUUAGAAGUGAGAUUUUACAUUGAAUGAGUCAGAUUAACAGCUGUCAUCUCAAUUUUAUUGCAUGUUCAGUAAAGUUAAAUCUCCAGAGACCUGGAACUUCGACUCUGUGAGCUUUUUUGAGACCAGAACUGAAGAGACUGUCAGCGAAUUUUGCCCGACAAUGGAAAUUCCAAUAUUUACUGUUGAUGCUUUUACUAAUGUACCUUUCAAAGGCAAUCCUGCUGCAGUAUGUCUUAUUGAGAAUGAGCUGCAAGAUGAUAUUUAUCAAAACAUUGCUGCUGAGAUGAAUUUAUCAGACACUGCUUUCAUCAUAAAACGGAAGUCUAUGGAUUUUACCUCAGGUGCAAGGUUUGGGUUACGCUGGUUUACGCCCAAAAGUGAGUAUCCACUAUGUGGACAUGCAACCCUGGCCUCAGCAGCAGUUCUCUUUGACCUUAAAAAGAAUGUCAACCCUGUUGUGGUGUUUGAGACUAUGAGCGGAGAGCUUAAUGUGCGCCAGCAUGAAGAAUAUCUAAUAAUGGACUUCCCCUUAAACAAACCAAAGCCCCAGGACCAACAUGAAAUCAAGGAACUUUUGAAGGCUGCUGUUGGAGACUUACCCAUUCAGGAUGUGUGCUACAGUCCAGCCAUUAAAAAUCUAAUGAUUCGUCUAGCUGACACAUGCAACAGGUCUGAUCUUAUGUCUUUGAGGCCAGAGGCAGAGACUCUUGUGAGAAAUGAGACCACUGGUAAGAUUAAAAGUCUCAUCGUUACUUUGAAAGGAACACAGACCACUCAGUCUGGAUAUGACUUCUACUCCCGUGUCUUCUCACCCUGGGUUGGUGUCCCUGAAGAUCCGGUCACUGGGUCUGCGCAUACAGUCCUUGCUGCCUAUUGGUCGGAGAAGCUGGAGAAAAAGAAAAUGAUGGCUUACCAGUGUUCCACUCGUGGUGGUGAAUUGAAGCUGGAGAUGAGAGACGACGGUCGACUGGACAUCAUUGGUCAGGCCCGGAUCAUUCUUCAGGGAACUCUUAGAAUCUAGACAAUUUUGCACAACCGAUUCAUUGAAUUUGCAGAUAGUUUUGAUUGAAAUCAAGUGCAUUUAAUUUCCACUUUAUAUUAAUGUGAUGUGCACUCUAAGCUAUGUGCCAUUUAAUAACAUUUAUACAGUUCGUUCUGGUUUCUUGAUUCUGAUUGGCUGAGAGCCUUUUUUAGCUCAGAUCCACUGAUUGCCUAUGGCCGAAUCACAGCCGUGCUGAUAUACAGCCAUAAUGCACGGCUACGAGUGUGAUAUUGUGUUUAUACAACAGUUCAACUGCACAAGUGUGUAAAUAAAUAAGAAACAACAAUGGUG
Messenger RNA from Megalobrama amblycephala (Wuchang bream), 1380 nucleotides. RefSeq names its product phenazine biosynthesis-like domain-containing protein 2. Gene Ontology annotation, cellular component: cytoplasm. The transcript is spliced from 9 exons. NCBI's taxonomy places the organism in Eukaryota, Metazoa, Chordata, Actinopteri, Cypriniformes, Xenocyprididae. Gene Ontology annotation, molecular function: isomerase activity. The record is from RefSeq and is a predicted model, not a curated record. Gene Ontology annotation, biological process: biosynthetic process. Bases 109 to 1068 code for a protein of 319 amino acids.